AUGACGGCACAUAGCAUGUUCAAAUUGCCCAUCGAAUUGGUGGACGAUUUGGGUCAUUGGAGCGUCACUAAAAUAUCUCAACGCGGGGAACUCAUUCAGAAAUCUGACGUCAUCAUCUACGACGAGGCCCCUAUGGCACACAAAUAUUUAAUCCACAUGUUGGACCGAUCGCUUCGAGAUCUCCUGGGCUCGGAGAAAAUGUUUGGCGGCAAAGAAAUAAUAUUCGCCGGCAGAGCGAUCCUUUGCACUUAUAACGCUGGCGUGGAAGCGAUCAAUGAACGUGUGAUGGGUCGGUUACCGAAUGAGCCAAUGCAUUUUUUCGGCGUUGACAAGGUCGUCAGUGAAGGCCCCGAUGAGUUAUUCUUCGGUCCAGAGGCAUUGUGUAGGAUUCAACCUAAUGGUGUUCCAGAGUACGAUUUAGUGUUAAAAUUGAAACACGGUAUUAAUAUUAAAGAAUACAAGAAUCUAAACUCGCUGCUGAAGCGGCAAUCUGCGGGGUAUAAAAGCAAGAAAUCUAAAAUAUUUAACAGUGAAAAUAUUUCAAAAUUCUUGUCGGAAGCUCCCGAUGACCGCUUUUUGGCAAUCAAGGUUGAAAGCCGGUCCUUUCCCCGGGUCCUUCCUUUCGCCCCUGCACACCUGGCUUUGUCUUCUGGAACGUGCUGGCGCAGCCUGCCCUUGCAGUAUUGUUCUUGUGACUCCGUGCUGUUCAUCGCGGCUGUGGCGUAG
Messenger RNA from Cydia strobilella, 726 nucleotides. RefSeq lists its product as uncharacterized. Bases 1 to 726 code for a protein of 241 amino acids. Gene Ontology annotation, molecular function: DNA helicase activity. Gene Ontology annotation, biological process: telomere maintenance; DNA repair. The record is from RefSeq and is a predicted model, not a curated record. NCBI's taxonomy places the organism in Eukaryota, Metazoa, Arthropoda, Insecta, Lepidoptera, Tortricidae. The transcript is spliced from 4 exons.